AUGAAUGAUAAAAAGAAUAGCAUUAAUAAGAGUGGUAGACACUCUUAUAAUCGGAAUUUAAAGAAAAAAAAUACAUACAAAGAUAAUAACAAUGUCUAUAAUUAUUCUGAAGGUAAUAAGAAAAUAUUCAAAUAUAUGAAUGAUCUUAAAUAUAGCAGCUAUAACAAUAUAAACGAUGGUCAGUCAGAUAAAAGUUCUAGCAACAGUAAACCAAGUAGGAAAAAGAAUCUUUUGAGAAAGAAAAGACAUGAUCAUUUUAACAAAAAAAAAAUGAAUAGCACUCAAAGUGAUCAUCAAUACGAUGAAGAAGAUGAAGAGGAAGAAGAGGAUGAGGAUGAUGACGAAGAUGACGAUGAAGAAGAAGAAGAAGAUGUCGAAGAUGAUGAUGAUGAUGACGAUGAUGAAGAUGUGGAAGAUGAUGAUGAAGAUGUGGAAGAUGAUGAUGAUGAUGAGGAUGAUGAAGAUGUUGAAGAUGAUGAUGAAGAUGAUGAUGAUCGAGGUAGAGAUAGAGAUAUUGAGAAGGAUCAAUAUCAUCAUAAAAAUAAUAAUAAUUAUCCUAUAAACAAAAAAAAUAAUAAUAUAGAUGCUGAUGAAGGUGAUUAUAAGAAUUCUUAUUUUUAUAAUGAUUUAGAUAAGUCUAAUAAAAAAAAUAAAGUGAAUUUAAAAAAUUAUAAUUCUGAUUAUUAUGAUAUAUAUUCAAAUAUAUAUUCUUACUAUGAUAUAUUUACAGAAGAUAAAACUGAUAAAAAGAAGUUUAAAUAUUUCAAUGAUGUCUUUUCUAAUUUUGAUAAAAAAUAUGAAAAUAAUAAUAAUAGAUAUAAUAAUGAUAAAUAUAAUAAUGAUAAAUAUAAUAAUGAUAAAUAUAAUUACGAUAUCAAUAAUAAAAGAAAAGUAGGAGAUAAAUAUAUACAACAACCGACUGUAAGAACUUCAUCAACUAUAGAAAAAACAAAUACAUCUCCAUAUUACAUAGCACAAAAAAAGAAAAAUCUCUUGAGUAGAAGUUAUGGAAGAGAGAAUAAUAUAAAUGAUGAAGAGAAAAUAUCUUCUAAUAUUGCUGACGAUAAUAUUUAUAAUGAAUAUUAUAAUGAUGGUAUUUAUAAUCAUAAGAAAAAUAUUCUUAAGAAAAGUGCUUCAGAGAAUAUGACAGAUAACCAGAAUGUAAAGAAUAAUUAUAUGAAUAAAAAAAUGAAUAAAAAAAGAAACGAGAAUAAUAAUGAACAAGAUAUUCAUAAUAAUAUGGAUGGUGAUCAUAAUGCUUACGUUCAUACUAAUUAUAAUGAUAAAGGAGAUAUGCAUAAUAUAAAUAGUGAUUAUCAUAAUAAUAUAUAUCACAAAAUAUAUAGUACCAACAAUAAUAAUAAUAAUAAUAAUAAUAAUAUUGAUCGUAAUAAUAAUAUAAAUUUUGAACAUCAUCAGAAUUAUUAUAAUAAUAAUGUAAGAAAAAAUGAGAAGAAGAACAAUAAUCAAAAUUUUUAUGCCAACGAAUUUAGUCAUAUGAAAGAAAGUAACUGUGAUUAUAAUGAUAUGAGUGAAUCAAAUAAUGUAUUUAACAACCUGAGUGAUAAUUAUAUAAAGAAUAAGAAUAUGAGAAAGCAAAAAAGAAAGAAAAAUAAAAAAAAAACAACUCUGUCUGAUAAUGAGAAGGGGAAUAGUGAUAUAAGUAGUAGUCACAAUAAAAAAAUAAAUAAUGAUAGGAAUAAUAUGGAAAAUAUGGAAAAUAUGGAAAAUAUGGAAAAUAUAGAAAAUAUGAAUAAUAUGAAUAAUAUGAAUAAUAUAAAUAAUAUAAAUCGUGUGAAUAAUAUAAAUCGUGUGAAUAAUAUAAAUCGUGUGAAUAAUUUAUAUGGAGAAGAUUUAAAUAAUGAUAAUGUUAAUCAUAAUGAUUAUAAUAAAAAAUAUACAUGUUCAAAAGAAAAAUCAGAAAGUAAUAUCAGUCUUGAUAGUUCUUGCUCGUUCGAAUGGGAUUCAUAUUUAGGAAAAGAAAAAAUGAAUGAUAAUAUUCAAAAGAAUAUAAAGUUUUUAAAAAACCCAACAAAAAAAAGAAUGUAUAAACUAAAGAAGAUUGUAGAAAUAUUAGAAUAUACAAUAUAUAAUGAAGAAAAACAAGGAUCAAAAUUAGAAGGGAAAUUAUAUGAUUAUAUAUUACUUACAAAAAAUUUAAAAGAAAAAAUUAUUACUUUAGAAAAUAUAAAUAGUAAUAAUAAAAAUAAAAUGCAAUUAUAUGAAAAAGAUAUAUCUAAAUUAAAAGAACAAAAUGAAGAAAUGAAAUUAACAUUAUCAACAUUUGAAAAUGAAUUAAGUAAUUUAAUAAAUAAAUUUGAUAAAAAUUUUGCUAAAGAAUUAAUUGAUACUAAGUCACAAAAUGAUGUAUUAAAAAAAGAAGUAGAAAGAUUGAAAGGGGAAAUUGAAAAGAAAAAUGGAGAAAUCAAAAAAUUUGAAAACUUAAAUGAUUUAUCUAAAAAAUUAUAUAAUGAAAAUAAUGAUCAUGUUUUAUCAUCUGAUCUAACACCAUCAAAUGUUGAAAACAAAACUGAUUUGAAUGUUGAAAAUAAUCAUAAUGUAUCAUAUAGUAAUAAUAAUAAUAUUAAUAAUAUUAAUAAUAAUGCAUAUAAUGUGGUAUAUAAGGAAAAUGAAACAGAAUCUAUUAAUAUAAAUAAUGUGAAUCAUAAUAAUUGUAAUAAUAAAUAUAUAUAUAAUAAUUCUUCAAAUAAUAUAAAUGAUAAAAACAAUAUGAAUUACAAAGAACAAGAUGUUUUUUUAAAUGAUCUUCCAUUUCAAUAUGGAUGUAGUGAUUCAAUUGAUUACAAUGUUGUAGAUGAAUUUAUAUUAAAAAUAAAAAGUAAUAGAAUGUGUUAUGAUAAGAAUAUCGAAAAAUAUGAUGAUCAAACAAAAGCUGUAAUUUAUGGUUCAUAUCUUUCUACAUAUAUCUUAGAAAAUAAAGAUAUAUGUAAUCAUAAAAAAGUUUUAAAACAUUUACAAGAAUUUUGUCUUGUAGAAUCUAAGUUUUUACAUAUCCAUUUAUGUUUAAAAAAAGAAAGAUGUGAUAAUAUUUCACAAAAAAUAUUAGAAAAAGAAGUUAUUAGACAAUUUGAAAAUAUUGAAUUUGAUAAAAAUAAAGAAAGAAUAUCUGUUAUUAGUCCAGUUGUUUUAUUAUUAAUAUUUAAAAAUAUGAAUAUAAUUAAUUUAUAUAAAAUUUUUAUUUCAUGUUUAAAAUGUGAUAAUUAUAGAUGGUUAAGAAUUAUUAAAAAAGCAUUAUUUAUAAAAUUUUUUGAUUGCACAUUAUUUGAUACAAAAAUUAAAAUAAGAGAUGGUUCACAAAUUAGAGAAAUUAAAUUGAUAAAUAUAUUACUUAAUGGUAAUAUUCCAGAAGAAUAUAUCUCACAAAAUGUAAACAUUAAUAAUAACAAUAAUAAUGAUAAUAAUAAUAAUAAUGAUAGUUAUAUUAACAGUUAUUCUUUUAGAGAACCCUUAUGUUUAAACCAAUUGAGCAUGAUAAAUUAUAAAAUGAAACAUCCAAUAUUUUAUUGCUCAAACGAACAAUUAAAACGAUUUGUUUAUAGAAUGUAUUUGAAUUUUAAUAAAGAACCUAUAAAUGUUUUUAAUGGUGAUAAUAUUUAUCAUUAUGUAUUACAAAAAAAAAACUUGGAUGUUCUAAAAAUAUUAAAAUUAUCUGGAAAACAUUAUAAUUAUAUCUUUGAAAAAAAUAAUAUGAAUAAAACUCCUUUAGAUUAUAUAGAAAAUGAAGAUAUAAGAGUAGAUUUAAUAUCUGGUUAUAUUUUAGAUAUAGCAGGCAAAGGUGCUGAUAAUUAUAAAAGUUCAAAUUAUAAUAUUGCAUAUGAUUUAUAUAGUGAAGCAUUAGAAAAACAAAUAAAAUUAUCAGAAUCAGUUAAAGUAGGGAAAUCAAUGAAUGAAAAUAUUGGUAAAUUAUAUUAUAAUAGAGCUAGGACUUUAAUGCAUCUAAAUAAAUGGAUGGAUGUUAUUGAGAAUUGUAAUAACUGUUUAAAAUAUAUUCCAAAAUAUGUUAAUGCAUUUGAUACACAAAUACAAGCAUAUGAAUAUUUAUUAGAAUAUGAUAAUGCAUUAUUAGUAUAUAAAAAUAUGUGCUUAAAAUGUAAUAUAAAACCUGAUGAAAAAGAAGAAAAAUUAAAAGCUCAAAUAAAUGCUACAUCAUUUCAAGUUUUAAAUAUAAAUAAAAAUUGCUCAAUAUCAGAAAUUAAACAAGCCUUUUCAAACCUUUCAAAGAAAUGGCAUCCAGAUAAAUUAGGUAUACAUAUAAGUCCAGAUAUUAAAAAAAGACAUAAUAAUCAUUUUAAGAGAUUAUUUAAAGCCAAACAAAUGCUACUCAAUGAAAUAGAUCGUAUUAAAGAAAAGAAAAAAAAAGAAACCAAUUAUAUAUAUCCUCAAAUUAUUGAAGAUAUAAAUAAUAAUAAAAAUAACAACAAUAAUAAAAAUGAAACAAACACAACAACAACUGAGAAAAAUCAUAACCAUAUGAAUCAUCUUAAUCAUCUAAACAAUCAUAAUAAUAAUAAUAAUAAUAAUAAUAAUAAUUAUUAUUAUAAUGGACAAACAAGCAAAUCCAAUCUCAGUAAUAAUCAAAAUAAUAAUAAAAGCUCAUCAUAUGAAAGAGACAAAAAAAUUAAUUAUGAUCAACAUGAUGAUAAGGCAUAUAAAUAUGAACAUAAAAAGAAUACAAAUAAUUUUAUACAAUCAAAUGAAAAUAAUAUAUAUAAUACUUCAUCUAAUGAUUUAAAUAAAGAUAUCAACAAUGAUAAUAAUAGUAAUCUUCCAAAUUUUGAUUCUACAAGAAAUAAUGCAUUCUUUUCAACCUAUAAGGAUGAUAUAGACAAAUUCCAAGAAAAAUUAAAAACCUACAACAAAAUAAAUAUCAACAGUAACAAUAAUAAUAAUAAUAAUAAUAAUAACACCCACAAUAACACCCACAGUAAUGAUAAUAAUAAUGGUGAAGAGAAUAAUAAACAUUUAGACAAUAAACUUUCCAAUUUAAAUAAUGAUAAAGUUGAUGAAAACUUUUAUAAAAAAUUAAAAGAAGAAUAUGAAGUUUUAGGUUAUGAUGAAUUAACUAAUCUUAAAACAAAAACUUUUAAUUCUAUAAAUAAUUUAAUAUUAACAGAAGUUAAUUUAAAAAGAGAAUAUCAAGAAUUAUGUAAUAAAGAAAAAAAUAAUGUUAUUAUGAAUGCAAGGCUAUGUAUUCUUCAAGAAAUACAAAAGGCAUUAUGUGUUCGAUUAGAUAAGGAAAGGAAAUUGAAAGUUAUAGAAAGUAUUCUUAAAAAUAAACAAGAAGAUCAAUCAUCUAUAUAUUCAUCAAGAAAUAAUCAUAUAAAUAAUAACAAUAAUAAUAAUAAUAAUAAUGAUAAUAAUUUUGUUAAAGGUAAUAUGGAUGAAUCUAAUAAUAUACAUAUGAAUACAUCUGAUGAAGUUAAUAUAGAAAAAGAUGGAUUAAAUGAACAGAAUAAUAACACUUUGAAUAACAACAAUAAUGAUACAACAAAUGUGUUUCACGAAAAUGUUUUUAACGAUCAAAGGGAGGAUGUUCCUCUUUCUAAUCAUAUGAAUAGUAAUAAAGGAAAUGCUUAUAUAGAUGAAGAACAAAAUAAUUCACUCAACAACAACAAGAAUAAUAAUAUUAUCAAUAGUAAUAAUAUUGUAGAAACAAAUCAGGGUGAUGAUAUCAUUUUCAAAAAUAAUAAUAACAAUUAUGAUGAAGACCAAGACAUGAAACAUAUAAAUAAUAAUGUUUAUAAUAAUACACAUACUGAUCAAUAUAAAAAAGGAUAUCAAGAAGAAUCAAAUAUAUUCAGUAAUAUAAAUUAUGAUAAUUCUAUGAAGAAAAGACAUGUAGACAACCAUAUGGAUCAUAAUAAUAUCCCUAUGAAUGAAUGGCCUGGAAAUACACAAGAAAAAGAAUUAAAUAAUAUAUUUAUAAAUAAAAUCAAAAAUAAUAAUGAUUCACAAUCAUAUAAAGCCAUAAAUAGCAAAACAAGUUUUUUUGAAGAAAAUAAUGAUGUAAUAUAUAAUGACAAAAAUGAAAAAGAAAAAAAUUAUAUUUCAAAUAAAGAACAUCUAAAACAAAAUGAAAAUAACAAUAUAUCAGAAGAGAGUUUUAUAUAUUUAAAUAAUAUUAAGGGGAAUAAAUCAAAUAGUAAUAUAAUGAAUAUGGAUAGUAAUUUAAAUACAUCUAAUAAUAUGAAUAUUUUUUAUAAUCAACAUAAAGAUGAAGAAUAUGAUAUAGAUAAAGAAAGUGAAAUAGAAAGAGAAAAAAACAAAGCUGAUGAUCUAUUUACAACACCUCCAUCAUCUUCCUUUAAAAAAAGUAAUAGAAUAAAUGAAAAAAAUGUGAAUGACAUAAAUGCACAUUUAUUUAAUAGUAAUCAUUAUAAUGAUAAUAUGAAGGAUAAUAUAAAUAAUUCAUCCAUUCCAUCGGAUUCACAAACAAAAGAAGAAUAUAAUUAUGAAAAACAUCUACCAAAAGAAGAUAUUAAUAAUAUGAAUAUUAUUAAUGAAGAAGUCGUUUUUAAUAAUAAAUUUAAUACGAAUGACCACUCUAAUAUUAUUCAUUCAAAUAAUAUAGUUAAAGAAAAUUUUCAUAAUAUAAAAAAAAAAAAUAAUGAUAAUAUAUAUGAUGAUAAUAUAAAUGAUGAUAAUAUAAAUGAUGAUAAUAUAAAUGAUGAUAAUAUAAAUGAUGAUAAUAUAUAUGAUGAUAACAUAAAUGAUGAUAACAUAAAUGAUGAUAACAUAAAUGAUGAUAAUAUAAAUGAUGAUAACAUAAAUGAUGGACCAUAUGAUAAUACAAAAUCAUUUAUUAAAAUGAAUAGUAAUGAAUAUAAUUAUGAUGAAAAUAAUUAUGAAUAUCAUAUGUAUGAUAAAGGUAAUUCUUUUGUUGAUGAAAAUAAAAAAAAUACAUAUCAUUUUAAUAAAAAAGAUGAUGAAUUUAAAAAUAAUGAUAUAAAAAAUUUUAAUGAUAUGCCUAAUCAGACAGAUAAUAAAGAUGAUUUAUUAUCUUCUUCUAGGAUUAACAAUAGUAACCUUUUAAAUAAUAAUAAAAACUCAGACAAAAGUAAUAGUAUAUUUAAUAGAGAUAUAAAUAAUAAUUCUUCAUCUAAUCAUUUAAAUUAUAAUUUUCCAGAUAAUAAAAUAAAAAAUAAUAUGAUGAACAUCACAAAUGUUAUGUAUUCAAAUGAUAACGAAAAAGAAAGUAUUAAUAAUGAUAACUUUUUAAAUUUAUAUAAAGAAAAUAGUAGUAAUAACAAGAUGAUGAGUAAUAAUUUGGAGUCCAAAUUUUCUAAUGACAUGGAUAGAUCCUCACCAUCUUUAAUAAAUGAUAAUAAAGUAGGAGACCAAAAAAAAGCAGUAUUUUAUAUAAAAGAAGAUAAAAAUGAUAAACAAUCAUAUGCAACAUAUGAUAAUAAUAAUAAUGAUGAUGAUCAUUAUGAAGAAGAAAAUUAUGAAAAUUAUGAGAAUGAUGAAAAUGAUGAAAAUGACGAAAAUGAAGAAAAUGAAAAUAAAGUACAGGAACAACAUUAUAUGAACAUGAAUAAGGAAACGAAUUCAAAUACAGAACAUCAAUAUAAUAAUAAUUAUAAUUAUGAUCAUGAUGAUGAAGAUGAUAAUAAUUAUGAUGGUAACAAUAAUAAUGAUAUGAAUUUACAACAUUCCUUCUCAUUAAAUAAUAUAAAUUCUAAUAAUUUGAAUAAAUAUCUUAAUAAUAAUCAUAUGUUUAAUGAUGAUGAAGAGUUUUUUACAUAUGGUGAAGGAGAUUUAUAUAAUUUGAAAGCAUCAACUUGUUCGUAUGAACAUUAUAAACUUAAAAGUUUUUCUAUAUUUCCAAAUGAUAAUCAAAAAUUCAAAAGUGAUAUUUAUUCAAACGAUCGUAAUUCUUCAUAUAAUUAUAUAGAUAAAGAUAUUAAUGUUCAACAAAAAGCAAAAUACUCAUUUAAUGAUAAUAUGCAAAAAUCAAUAUAUCAAAAAAACAAUUCACAAAAUAAUAAAUUCAGUACUUAUGAACAAAAUGAAAAUCCUGAUAAAAUAAAUGAUUUCUCUCAAGAAAAUAAAAAAAAACAAACACAAGAUGUUAUUCAACCAAAAAAAGGAUUUAAAAAAUUCUUUAUUUCUGAUGAUAAACAAAAAUUAAUUGAUCAAAAUAAUAAAAAAAAUAAACUAAAAACAAAGGAUAAAAAAUAA
Plasmodium adleri (nom. inval.) is the source of this 8202-nucleotide messenger RNA. RefSeq names its product conserved Plasmodium protein, unknown function. The record is from RefSeq and is a predicted model, not a curated record. Gene Ontology annotation, molecular function: protein binding. NCBI's taxonomy places the organism in Eukaryota, Apicomplexa, Aconoidasida, Haemosporida, Plasmodiidae. The transcript has a single exon. The coding region runs from base 1 to 8202 and encodes 2733 amino acids.